AUGGCUUGUGCCAAACCCGAGAACCGCAGCGCAGAACGAAGUUACAAGGGGGCUGAGGACGCCACACCGAUGGCGGCCGACGCCGCCCCAGCAGCAGCGCCAGCGGCGAAGCAGAAGGCCGCCGCCGUGACUCGCCCGCUGCCAUUCCGCCUGCUGCCCACGGCGCCCACCGACUGGGACCCCGCCGCGGCGCAAGUCACGCUGAACGUGCGCCUGGAUGGCUGCAUAGUGCCCAGCGAGGCCUCGGAGCAGGGGGCACGCAUUUCCUACUCACACGCAGUGGUGCUGGAUGACUUUAUUGAAGACUCCACGAGGCAGCAGCUGCUGGACUUCCUUCUCGGCCCCGCAGCAGGCCCUGUAGCAGAUGAGCAGCCACAGCAAGGCGAGCAGCAGAAUGGGCAGCAGCAGCAGCAGCCUGUCACGCUGAAUGGCACAGCAGACGCCACUCCGCCGCAUGGCAGUCCCCAGCAGCCGGCGGGGCCGCUGCUGCCCUCGCAGUCGGCGCAUUGGGAGCGCCGUACGAGCGACAUGGCGGGGGCAGCUGCCACCUGGGGCGUGCAGCAGCGUGUGCUUCAGGAGCUGGCUCGGGGGCGGCUGCCGGCGCUGCAGGAGGUGCACGCCCGCCUGUGCCGGCUGUACCCUGAGUGCGACAUCGCCCACCUGCCCUCGGAUGCCAUCCAGCUGGCGCAGCAGGGACCACAGCAGGGAGAUGUGGUGCAGGAGCCGAAGCAGCAGGAGCAAGAUGUGCAGCAGCAGCAGGAGCAAGAUGUGCAGCAGCAGCAGGAGCAAGAUGUGCAGCAGCAGCAGGAGCAAGAUGUGCAGCAGCAGCAGGAGCAAGAUGUGCAGCAGCAGCAGGAGCAAGAUGUGCAGCGACCCCCUGCCAAGCGCAGCAAGGCGGACAGCGGGGCUGCGCCCGCCAGCACCUGCGCCGCGACUGGCAGCAGCGCCGCCGCAGCAGCAGCCGAUGGCGGCGCGGGCGGCGGCACCCAGCCAGCCGUCGACUGCGCCUGCUUCGUGGCCAAUGCCGCCGUGACGGGCGACAGCUUCAGGUUCCAUGUGGAUGCCGACCCAACCUCCUUCCCAGACGGCAGCCCCUGGCACGAUGCCUAUGGAGAUUACUUCAACGGCGAGCCGGGGCGGCCCCUGCUGGUGUCGCUGCUGCUGUACCUGAACCCAGAGUGGCGGCGGGAGUGGGGCGCCGACACGCUGCUGCUGGAUGGGCAGACGGACACGGGCAUCUUUGUGGCGCCACGCCCCUGCCGGGCCCUGCUGUUCGACCAAGACAUCAUGCACCGGGUGUCGGCGCCCUCGGCCGCCGCCGGCGACCGUGCCCGCUUCUCUCUGGUGUGGAAGCUGGCCCUGCUGCCCCGGCGCCCCGGCCAGGCGCUGUGCCUGGCCCGCCCCGAGUGGGGCCCUCCCGUCAGCUUUGGCAGCGCGGCACGCGUGGAUGCAGUCAAGCGCCAGCUGGCGGCGCAGCACCGGCGCCAGGCCGCUGGCACAGGCUGUGCGGCAGGCCGCUGCUCCACGUUGCGCCGUACAAUCUUCAUCCCGGAGAAUGCCUGGGACAGCGGGGUGGUCGAGUCCAGCAUGCGCACCGCCUCCACCAGCCGAUCAAGCAUCUUCUUCAAGGCCUCCAUCUCCUGCUGCUGCUCCUGGCUGGCGCUCAUCCGCGGGCCCACGUCCUGCACGCUGGGCGCUGCGGGAGAACAGGGCACAGACCGGCGCAGCGCAGUCGGCCCAGCCAGCAGGUGGCACAGCAACUGCUGCACGCUGGCGUGGGUGGCAGCAGCCCUCGUCAUCUCAGGUGGUGUGGCGCAAGCAGGAGGCUGCAAGACGGGCAGGCAGGCCGACUCCCGCCCUCACCUGGCAGUGUAA
This is a messenger RNA of Chlorella variabilis, 1875 nucleotides long. RefSeq lists its product as hypothetical. The coding region runs from base 1 to 1875 and encodes 624 amino acids. The record is from RefSeq and is a predicted model, not a curated record. The transcript is spliced from 10 exons. Lineage: Eukaryota; Viridiplantae; Chlorophyta; Trebouxiophyceae; Chlorellales; Chlorellaceae.